GAUAAGAUGUGAAGGUGUAAAUUACCCUCCAUAAGUAUUAGCGUUGCCCACAGCAAUACAGUUCCUUCAACGCCGCGAGUUCGUACAGAUCACCAUGAGUUUAGUGGGCAAAGUUGUAAUUGUAACCGGAGCGAGUUCGGGCAUUGGUGCUGCGACGGCAGAAGCUUUUGCCAAAGCAGGUUCCAAAGUGGUGCUCACAGGACGAAAUGCAGCGAAUUUGAAGGUUACCGAAGCGGCCUGUAAAGCUGCCAACAGCAAAGCCGAACUUCUAUUAAUCGCUGCUGAUGUCACAGUGGAUGCGGAACGCAUUAUAAACACAACAAUUGACCGUUUUGGACAAUUGGAUGUGCUGGUCAAUAACGCGGGUAUUUUUGAAGUUGGCAACAUAUUAGAUAUUGAAGUCGAUCAAUUUGAUAGAAUUUUCAAUACAAAUGUGCGUUCCGUCUUCCUUUUAACUAAAUUUGCAGCGCCACACUUGAUCACGAGCAAGGGUAAUAUCGUGAAUGUCUCUAGCGUCUCAAGUUUGCGUUCUAACCGUGGUAUGUCCGCCUAUUGCAGCUCGAAGGCAGCACUGGAUCAAUUCACUAGAUGUAUCGCCUUGGAUUUGGCGCCGCAAAAUGUACGUGUAAAUUCUAUUAAUCCCGGUGUUAUUGUGACCGGUAUUCAUAGAAGUCUUAGUUCAUCGCCGCAGGAACUUGACGAGUUUUAUGUGCGUUCUAAGGCAAUGCAUCCACUUGGUCGUGUUGGCGAACCAAAAGAGGUAGCCCAUGCUAUUAUUUUCUUAGCUAGUGACAGCACUAGUUUUAUAACGGGUGUAACUAUGCCCAUCGACGGUGGCAGACAUGCCCUCAACUCUUUUUGAUUAUUGUUUGAAAUGUCGUUGUUUUUAAAUUGAUAAAUAAAUGUGAGAUAUAAUUAACAAAAUUUACUAUGUGUCUUAACAUUAGUUAAUUAACGUUAGUAACGGUUACUUUUACAUAUAUAUUGGGUAGUCGAAAAAGUCUUUUCGUAUAUGUAAUCAAACUUAUUUUUUUUUUAUUUAUACUAAUAAAUAAACAAAUAUGUCAUUUUGGUCGACCACUUUUUGCCAUUUUUCCGCUAGAGACAUUAUUCCCUCAGUGUAAAACUUUCAUUAAUGUAAAUCGAAAUUUCGAAAUUUCCAGCACGAAAGCGAGCGAACCAUUGUUGGUUGUGCUACACGAACUGAUACAGCAUCGUCUCCGUAAACUUCACAAAUUUCAUUGGUAGCUUGCGUGGCAUUCUCCCUUUUUUCUACAAAAAUUUCAAAAUUUGGAGAAUUUCUUCAUUAUU
Bactrocera neohumeralis is the source of this 1311-nucleotide messenger RNA. Its product is annotated as 3-oxoacyl-[acyl-carrier-protein] reductase FabG-like. Bases 95 to 862 code for a protein of 255 amino acids. The transcript has a single exon. Lineage: Eukaryota; Metazoa; Arthropoda; Insecta; Diptera; Tephritidae. The record is from RefSeq and is a predicted model, not a curated record. Gene Ontology annotation, molecular function: oxidoreductase activity.